Molecule: messenger RNA, 2633 nt
Organism: Charadrius vociferus (killdeer)
Lineage: Eukaryota; Metazoa; Chordata; Aves; Charadriiformes; Charadriidae
Gene: ZNF598
Product: zinc finger protein 598
Exons: 12
Coding region: 1-2595 (864 amino acids)
Biological process (GO): rescue of stalled cytosolic ribosome; protein ubiquitination
Molecular function (GO): ribosome binding; ubiquitin protein ligase activity
Source: RefSeq, a predicted model, not a curated record
AUGCUCCGUGGCCAGGAGACCUCAGCCACCCGUGGCACCUUCUCCCUGGCUGUGGAAGAAGACCCAGGUCCUCUACCCAAGCUCAGGGACUUACCCUUGUCACCCCUGGUGUUUGACGGUCCCCGCUGGGAGCUGCAGAGAGCCGUUGCUACUGCAGUUGUCUUUGGACGGAAGCUUACAUCUUUCUCAACAAUAGCACUUAACCAGUUGCAGCAUGAGAAGAAAUACGACAUUUAUUUUAUGGAUGGAGAGGUUUAUGCACUGUACAGGAAGCUGCUGCAGCAUGAAUGCUCUUUGUGUCCAGAUAUCAAGCCAUUCAAUACCUUUGCAGAUCUGGAACAGCACAUGAGGAAGCAGCAUGAACUCUUCUGUUGCAAACUCUGUGUUAAACACUUAAAGAUUUUUACUUAUGAACGGAAAUGGUAUUCUCGUAAGGACCUUGCCCGUCAUCGAAUCCAUGGAGAUCCAGAUGAUACCUCUCAUCGUGGGCAUCCCCUGUGUAAAUUUUGUGAUGAGCGUUAUUUGGAUAAUGAUGAGUUACUGAAACACCUAAGACGAGAUCAUUAUUUUUGUCAUUUCUGUGACUCUGAUGGUGCUCAGGAAUACUACAGUGAUUAUGAAUACCUUCGUGAACACUUCCGUGAAAAGCACUUCCUUUGCGAAGAGGGUCGGUGCAGCACAGAACAGUUUACCCACGCGUUCCGCACAGAAAUAGAUUAUAAAGCGCACAAAACAGCCUUCCACAGCAAGAACAGGGCAGAGGCCAGGCAGAACCGGCAGAUAGACCUUCAGUUUAACUAUGCUCCUAGGCACCAGAGGAGGAAUGAGGGUGUUAUAGGUGGAGAGGACUAUGAAGAAGUUGACAGGUAUAACCGGCAAGGGAGGUCAGGCAGAUUGGGUGGCCGAGGAAGUCAGCAAAACAGAAGAGGCAGCUGGAGAUAUAAGAGGGAGGAAGAAGACAGAGACGUUGCGGCAGCAGUCAGGGCAUCUGUAGCAGCUAAACGGCAAGAAGAGAAAAAACGGGUAGAAGACAAAGAGGACAGCAGCAGUAGAGGUAAAAAGGAAGACUUGAGGGAUUCUGAAGUGCUCAGCUCCAAACGUGUGGCCAGGUCUUCAAAUGAUGCUACAGAAGCAGCUGCUAACGGUGCUUUAAGCCAAGAUGACUUUCUAGCAAUUGGUUCGGCAGUGGGACCUCUACAAGGCUCUGCCCAGCUAGCAGCAGUUAAGCUUAAAGAAGAGGAUUUCCCAAGCUUGUCAUCCUCUGCAGCACCCACCAUCUCUUCUGGGAUGUCUUUGACAUAUACGGCGACUGCAAAGAAAACAGCUUUCCAAGAGGAGGAUUUUCCAGCUCUAGUGUCCAAAAUGAGGCCUAACAAUAGAACAGUAACUAACAUCACAUCUGCGUGGAACAACGGUUCCAGUAAAAACGUGGUCAAAGCCAUUAGCAACCCCUGUGUAAACCAGAUAGCCAAAAAACCAUCCUCCUUGAAUAGCACUAAAGGAAGUAAGAAGAGCAAUAAACUCUCUCAGUCAGAUGAUGAAGACGGUGGUAGUGGCUUGACAACCCAGGAGAUCAGAAACACACCAACAAUGUUUGAUGUAUCGUCCUUGCUGGCAGCUUCUACCUCACAAACUUUUACGAAAGUGAGCAAGAAAAAGAAGAUGGGCAUUGAGAAGCAGAGACCGUCAUCCCCACACCUCUUACAGGAGACAUCAUUUCCCAGGUCAUCUACUGAAAAGAUGCCAGAAGCAGAGCAGACAUCAAAUGCGUCCUCUGCUCUUCACGCCCCUGACAGAUCCACAACUGUCAUGAAUGGUCAUUCGGAAAAAUCAUUAGGGAUCUGUAGUACACCCAAAGAGCCCCCUGGCCUUAAAAAGCCCACAGUGACUAACAAAUGCCCUUUACCUCAGGAAGACUUCCCAGCUCUUGGGAGCUCAGGAUCAGCUAGAAUGCCCCCACCACCAGGCUUUAACGCUGUAGUGCUAUUAAAGAGUCCUCCUCCGCCUCCGGGACUGUCGGUGCCUGUUAGUAAACCCCCUCCAGGUUUUGCUGUUAUUCCAUCCACCAAUGUCUCUGAACCUGUCACUACAUCUUUGAAAGAGCCAAAAUCCUCUCACGGAUCAUACUUGAUACCUGAAAACUUUCAGCAAAGGAACAUUCAGCUAAUACAAUCUAUUAAAGAAUUUCUUCAAAGCGAUGAGUCCAAGUUCAAUAAAUUUAAAACUCAUUCUGGGCAAUUCAGACAGGGUCUGAUUUCUGCAGCACAGUAUUACAAAAGUUGCCGAGAACUGCUUGGAGAUAACUUCAAGAAAAUUUUUAACGAAUUGUUGGUGUUGUUGCCGGACACAGUUAAGCAACAAGAACUGCUUUCUGCUCACAACGAUUUCAGAAUCAAAGAAAAACAAAGCUCAAACAAACCCAAAAAGAACAAAAAGAAUGUUUGGCAGACGGACUCCAACUCUGAUCUCGACUGCUAUAUCUGCCCAACGUGUAAGCAAGUGCUAACUCAGCAGGACGUUGUCACCCAUAAAGCUUUGCAUAUUGAGGAUGAGGAGUUCCCUUCCUUACAAGCAAUCAGCAGAAUCAUCAGUUAGCUUUCCUGAAGACCAAUAAAACAGUCUCUGUCUAUGAA